GUUGUCAUUCUUUUUGCAAAAACCAAUCUAAUCCUAUAAUCAAUCAGCAUUUUGACUUCUGUAUAUCCAAAAAUAAAUAUGUAAAUAUUAAUAUUCGUGAUCUUGCAAUUCGGGUACCGCUCUUUCUUCUACAACUCAUUAUGCGGUGGUCAUUCUAAUUGACAUUUGGUAAUUUUUUUCGUUUUCUUGCGCUUGGCGGAUUUUCGAGGUCCUUGCACAAACGAAUUUCUCCCACAUCCACUGUUGUUGGUGGGGAUAUUGUUAAAAAGAAACUUUUCGGAAAACAAACUAAAAAGUCAGUCGUCCACUGUAUCGUCUGUUCGAGAGCACAUAAGUAUUCUUUGGAUUCUGCAAAAUAGAUUUACAGACUUAGUCGUGCUCAGUGGUCUUCAUAACAGCAGAAGGGUGUGUGAACACAGGUCUCCCUAAUAGCCUGAUUGUAGAAAAUACCGAAAAAUAUGACGGAACGUCCGAGGAAUUUAUUUGCAGGAAGGCCACGUGCGCCACCAAAUGAAUUGAAUCUAAAUCCACUAGUACAACGUCAUCCACCAUCAUCCCUGUCAUCGACAUCGUCAGGGUCGGCUUCGUCCACAAGCAGUAUGGUCGUUUUGCCAACAGUCAAUAUGCCAACUGAGAGAACUAGGGAGCGGAUACGGCAGCAGGCUUGUGGCAAAUUGCAAGUUGGCCCUAACGCCAACGAUGUCUACCAAUUCACAUCGGAGGACUUGGAAGACUUGGGCGAAAUAGGGCGGGGAGCAUUUGGUGCCGUCAACAAAAUGGUUUUCAAAAAGAACGAUAUGGUUAUGGCUGUCAAACGCAUUCGCUCAACAGUAGACGAGAAAGAACAGAAACAACUUCUCAUGGAUCUCGAGGUUGUUAUGAAGUCGAACGAUUGCAACUUUAUUGUUCAAUUCUAUGGAGCGCUUUUCAAAGAAGGCGACUGUUGGAUAUGCAUGGAGCUCAUGGACACCUCCCUGGAUAAAUUCUACAAAUACAUCUUCGAACAUAAGAAUCAAAGGAUUCCCGAAUCAAUAUUGGCCAAGAUAACAGUGGCCACAGUGCACGCUUUAAAUUAUCUGAAGGAGAAACUGAAGAUAAUUCAUCGCGACGUAAAGCCCAGUAAUAUUCUGCUGCACAAACGAGGCGAUAUUAAAUUGUGCGAUUUUGGCAUUUCGGGUCAGUUAGUCGAUUCUAUAGCUAAAACGAAAGAUGCUGGCUGCAGACCAUACAUGGCGCCUGAACGAAUUGAUCCUGAACGUGCGAAAGGUUACGAUGUGAGAAGUGAUGUUUGGUCCUUGGGUAUUACAUUAAUGGAAGUGGCUACCGGCACAUUUCCAUAUCGUAAAUGGGACUCAGUUUUUGAACAAUUGUGCCAAGUUGUUCAAGGAGAUCCGCCGCGACUUUAUCAAGGCAAAGAAUUUUCAACAGAAUUUGUAGAAUUUGUCAACACAUGCCUAAUUAAAAACGAAAGUGAACGACCUAAAUACGACCGACUGCUGCAGAUGCCUUUUAUACUUCGCGGUGAACGCAGCAAUACUGACGUUGCAGCCUAUGUCACGGACAUCUUAGAAGCCAUGGAAAACGAUGGCAUAACGCAGUUCACCACAAAUCAGCCGGCUGAAAGUUAAUGGACAUCAAUUUUGCAUACAACCACCCAUCAAGAGACCCCCCAUUCAAGAGUAAGCAUAACACACUAAGAAAAGGCUCCCCCUCUCUUAGGAAAAGAAAUCAAACACUACACAUAACCAAACACACACACACACACACACACUGUUGUCUACUUGAUAGAAAGUAAGAUUUAUGUUGUUAGAACGCAUUGAAAAUUUCGUAGUGUAGUUCAUUAAUUGAAAGCAAACAAACAAAAAAGAAAAACUGAAUUAUGAAAACCAGAAAAAAAAAACGAAAUGUAAAAUGAUAAACCUUGCUGGAAGGCUUAAAUUAGAAAAUAGACUUUUAAAAGGUCACAAAUAACAAAAGCUUAACGUUUAAAAUUAUUUGCCUUGUAUUUUUUAAAAUAACAAAAGAGAAAAGUUGUGUAAAAAUGUCAUACAAAUAAUAAAAUGAUUUAAGUUGCAACUCCAACUCCUCCUCCUCCUGCUCCUCUUCGAUGAAUAGCAAUAGUAUCGAUGACAGUACCAGUAAGCCAAGACACCAAAUUUACACUGACGAUGAUGGAUAAUUAGAGAAGAAAAACUAACAAACUGGGGAGGGACGAUCGGAGGGUCUUGUCCAUCCCAGAAAAACCACAAAAAUAUACCUACAUAGAAAUAAAUAAAUUUAUAAAUGCUUUUUUAUAUAUAACAUACAUACAUACAUACAUACAUAGGAACACCUAAUUCACUGAUGCAUUUCAUCCGAGACUGCAAGUGCGCCGAAGGCCCGUUUGCGGUACGUCUCUGAGUGUGUGCGUGAAGAAACUUUUAAUUGAAUGUACUAAAGGCUUUAACUCAGGUUGUCGAUAAAAGAAAUUGUUCACUGAUGCCAAUGCUAAUGCCAAUGCCAAUACAGAUCGGAUGACACUUACAAUGUAAAGCUGCGCAAGCUUCUCUUUCCGAAUGAAAUGCUUUGGCCCUUUACAGCAAAUAAUUAUCGCAGAAAAAAAUUAAAAAAAUAAAACAAAUAAAACAAAUACAAAAUAACAGCAAUCACCCGCAUGCGUCCAUUUUGUUUUUUCACUUUUUGAUAUAUAUGAUAAUAUAAUACAAAAAAAGAAGACGAAAAAACCACAAUUUGCCAUUGAUGAUGUAAAAGCUGCUUUUAUAUUCACAACAACAAAAACCACACGUAACUAAUUGAAAGUAUUUGUUAACAAUAUAUUCAUAAACAAAGACACAUUCUGUAGCAAUUGUAGCAACGUAGAAAAAUAGUCGUAAGCAGAUCAGCUAGUUAUAAUUAAUAAACAAAUCAAGAAAAAAUCACAAAAAUAAAAAAAAAACAAAACAAAACGAGAGAGAAGAGGUUACUUUACGUUUUUUUACAAGUAGCAACCAAACACAAAGUCUAUUAAAAUAAACAGCAUGCCACCCGACCCCGUAUUUUGCUUGACAAUAAGAGCUUGAAUUGAUUGCCGUCGCCGCCGCCGCUGCUGCUAUGCUGCCUCAAUUUGAAAAAUGUGGAACAAAAAAUUCUGCCAUUGUAGAUCUUCGGUCAAUCCGCCCGUUUGGCUUCCAACAUUAACCUGAACCCUAGCUCUGUAUUGUUCUCUGUCUGUCUCUCACUCAGCGUAAUAAACCUCUUUUUUAUAAACUAACUAGAAUUUUAGCACGUAAGUCACCAACUGUUCGUCCACAACAUUCUCAACUACAAGAUGUAAUGCAAUGCGGUCUAUAUCAAUCAAAUCUACAUCCACAUACGCUCUUCUAUACUAGACUGUACUAAAAACAUUGAAGAUCAUGCUUCAGACUUCUCGUGUAUGAAAACACAUCUUUGAUUGGCAUGCUGAACUCUGGUCAUGGCAAAAUGAAAGUCAAAGAUGUUUCCAAUCGUUAGCGUUGAAUAAACGGCAAAUGGAAUUGGAGAUGUGCUACAAGUCUCCUGAAUAACAGUUUUUACUUCCAAAUGAUUAGUACUCUCCUCUCAAAAUCCUGGCAUUUGAUUUCCAUGUUGUCAUUAUCGACCUACAUAUCCGAAAUGAUGAUCUUGUCAUAUUCUACUUCCAAACACAUUUAUCUUGAAAAGUCCUUAUUCUUAUGUUGGGUCUAUAGGUCCGUUUUGGGGGUGAGGCGGUGUAAAACUCUUAGCGACAACUUUGGUUUUCUGACUUAUUUUCUUCUCCCAAAUACCUUUCAUUAUAGGCUCAUAUUUCCACGGUUGGUAAACAUUUUCAUUUUUGAGGGUAUUGAUCAGAAGGAAUGUCUCCAGACGACUCUUGACCUGGAAAGGUGAUAUCCGGAAAGCUUUUAUUUGAAUCCCAUAUUCCCAAAAACGGGGGCUGAUUUAUAAGUUUCUGGCCUAGGCAACACUAAGUGAUGCCAGUUCCAAUCUGACAUUUCCAAUGGAUAGUUUAACAUUUUCUAGCAUAAUCGUACUCAGAACGUUUUGACGUACGACCAUCGUUAGUGUUGUUAACAGUGACCUGAAAACAUGAAUUUGACAAAAAAAUUUCGUGCGACCAUUUUUCACAAUUUUCGACGUGGUUUAUAACGAUAAGAGGGCAUUGAUGAACUUCAAUCUUUGUAUGGCAAUGAAGAACCAUCCUAUAGUACUAACCAUACCAGUGCUAACAACUGGUUUAAUGUUGUUAGUACUGUCGUCGUCGACGCUCGCUCAAAGUCGAAUUCCGUCCAAAAAUGGCCAUUGUACCGGAGAAAAUUGAUGCCGUGCGUGAACUUGCCAUGCAAUAUCGUCAUGUGACAUACUAAUAGAUAGAGGCAUCCAGCAUUGAUUCGAUAUUGCAUCAACAACUUGCCUUAAAAAAGGAUAAUUCUCUUUGAAUUCCGCACAAUUUGACAAUCGCGCAAAAAAGGCUCUUGUACAUUAGUGCGAAGAAAUGUUAAAAAAAAAAUGAUCGCGGAUUUUCAAAAUACAUUUUUGAGAUCGCCACAGGCGGCGAAACGUGGAUAUAUGCGUAUGAGCCCGAAACAAAACAACAAUCGAUCGGCCUAUUUCUUCAGCAAAACUGCUCAUGUGACUACUGUUUCGCUUGAGCAACAUAGGAAGGUCAAUUCUGAGUAGCACAUCACGUCAUGACAAUGCCAGCUCUCACACAUCGGCUCAAACCAGUUCAAACUUUUUGACCGACCAAAACGUCGAAUUGAUGUGUCAUACGCCAUAUAAAAACUGUUUUUAAUGACAAAAAUGUGCAUAAAUAUGAUUAAGCUAGAAAUUUAUAUAGCAGCUCUCGUAUGUCCGUUUUGGGGAUGCGACGGCGACAUUUCGCCACGAGUGUGAAUGUCAAGCUCAUGCUUUACUCCAGACAAUUGGCCUUGAAAGUAGACUCAAGUUUCAUGCUAUAUUCUCAAAUACCUUUUAUUUGAGCCUCUGACUCAAUGCAAUCAAUGAGCAGUCAGAUUCUCUCAUGUUCUGGGCAUGAAGAUACAAUGUGAUGACCGUUCCAAGCGUUUGGGCUUUCUGAAGCGGUGGAAGAAUUACUACACUAACCUUCUUAAUAUCUAUACUACCUACAGCAGGCCGGAGAUGCAUAGCCCAUAAUUCACAUAUAUCGGCUGGAGCAACCAAAUCCUCCUCGGAACCUCUGGGCCAUAUUAAGGGAAGAGCGCUGGUUUUGACUGCUGGUGACUUUUGGGUAUCCAACUCUAUUGUUUCCUUUAAGCAUCGCCGUAAUGUGGUUUGUGUGACGCUGUUCUAUUGAUUCUUCAAUGGUGUGUGCUCCACAGAUAUUAACCUUCUUAUUCCUGAUGUAAAGAUGUUCGUCAGAAAUAUCAGUCUUUCUAGGAACUCACACCCGCUUGUUAUGGAUUAGUCAGCUGAGAGAACCAUUUACUACAUAGAGAAUUCCUUUUUUGACCGAACUGCUCGUAUAUGGAAUCGGCUUUGUGCCAACCUGACCACAACAUUCAGAAAUUUAAAUGGCAAUAAACGCUACUCUGUCUUUGCCCCUUUCAAUUCCUAAAUUUCCACUUGCCAACGCAAUGCACUGCAUACCUAAAGUGUGUUCGUUUACUCAAAAAUUUGUGUAAGUUUGCAAAAAUUUUUACUGGAAGUCUUUAUAUACCAACGGAAAAUUUUGAUUGUUUUAUAAUUGGGAGCUUGCAAAUUUCUACUGUAGUUUUUUUUCCAUGUCCUAUGGAAACCAGUUGUUUAAUUCAAAUAAAUAGCAAAAUAGAAAGAAUGCUACUCAAACUCUCCUCCAAAUUUUUACUGGAAGAGUACGUAGUUAAGCUAAAAAAAAAACAUGGUCAUGGUCAGUAAAUAUGUCAUAUUUGGGGGGUGAGGUGUAUUCCCAGCGACUUUCCCGAAAGUGGGUAUUGAUUUCGUGCUUUACUACCACAUAGCUUCGAUUUGAGCCUAAUAUUGCCAUGGUCGGUAAAUAUGUUCGAUUUGAUAUGGGAGUGGGGCGCACGCCAAACACUUGGACCCACAGUUAUAUAUCAGAUUCGUUUUCUGCCCUCAAAUACUGUUCAUUUGAGAUCUUUUUGGGAUACCAAAUUUUGGUUUUUGGGUUUAGGUUAUAGGAGUGCAAACAAAAAUUCACAUGAAUCGUCUCAGCCUCCUCGAGAUUUGACGUUUUUAAAAAUUAGGGUAAGGGGAAGAGUCAUGUGCCCUAGUUUUACCACAGUAAAAUGUAAAAUGCAACAGUUUUAAAGUGCCACAGAUCCAUCCUUGAUCAACCUCAUGCAAAUUGGGAAGUAUGAUUCGUAUUCUGCUAUCAAAAUCCCUCAAUUUGUCCCCAUCACCCUAUAUGUCCUUUAGAGGUUUUUUGCGGCCCCCCCAAGUACUUGUCCCCAAUUUCGGUUAUCAUAUUCGUACAUGAUAUCUGGUGAAUCUGCAUGAGCGUUUGGGGAUAUUUGGAUGACUUCAGACACUUUGUCUCUAAUAUUCGUAUUCUACUUUCAAAUACCUUUUAUUUAAGUUCCAUGUUGUGCCGUUCGAUCUACACGUCAGUUUUUGGGAUUUGUUUUCUGAGUCGGGUGGUUACCCAGACACUGCGUAGAAUUAAUACCAGAUUUGUAAUUAACUUGCAUUAACUAUUAUUUGAGUCCUCCCAUAUAUUCCUUUGGGGGUUAUUUGGCGGCCCCCACAUUUGCCCUCCUAUUCUUCUUCUUUUAUUUGCCCAUCCGUUAUUCGUAAAUGAGCGAUCCGCAAUAGUUAUUAAAAUUUUGCAAUUUGCAUGGUUUCACGGUUCUUUCGACUUUUCGUCUCUUUUGUGGUGGGCCACAGGUACUUGUGCGCCUUUUCGGUUAUCAUAUUCGUACAUGACUCCCAAAGUCCUCUUAUUUUUGUCCUACAUUGUCCCGGUGGGUCUGCAUGAGCUUUGAAUAUUUUUUUGAUCCAUGACUCGUCUCUGUGUCCGUUCCCUGGGCUUUUUAGGCGGUGGGCGGGGCGGACCACCGGAGACUUGGCCCACUUUUGAUUUUAGGCCGUGUUUUUGGGGUUUGAUAUGGGGGACAGCGUUCCAUUUCGAGAUUUUUCAAUUGAAUUAUCUAACAGAACUUUGUCGCUGAAGUGUGGAAGUUUGAUAAUGUUUUUCGUGCAGUCUAGAAUGUAAGGUUAUGAUGAUGUAGGCUGAUAUGUUAAGGACUAACAUUUUACUGCAAACCAAAACUCGGCAUAGGUUUUUUUAAUACAAAUGAAACAACUUAAUAUACACGCAUACAAGACAUUUUUAAUUAAAUAAAACAAUAAAAGUGUUGAAAUGGUUGAAGACACGUAAAAACAUA
This is a messenger RNA of Stomoxys calcitrans (stable fly), 7340 nucleotides long. RefSeq names its product dual specificity mitogen-activated protein kinase kinase 4 (gene Mkk4). Gene Ontology annotation, molecular function: ATP binding; JUN kinase kinase activity. The record is from RefSeq and is a predicted model, not a curated record. Gene Ontology annotation, biological process: protein phosphorylation; MAPK cascade. The transcript is spliced from 5 exons. The coding region runs from base 459 to 1628 and encodes 389 amino acids. Lineage: Eukaryota; Metazoa; Arthropoda; Insecta; Diptera; Muscidae.